AUGAUCGCGGCAGCUGAACUCACGUCUCCGCUUGAUUGGAUGAGCUGGAUGAUCCUUCUCGACCAGAUCACGCGAAACUGCUUCCAGGAUGACGAGGCCGGCAAGGCGUAUGCUUUCUUCGACGAAAGGUGUCUGCAGGUGGCACUCGAAGCGAUCAAGAGAAGGAUCCCUGAAGACCCGGAGAUUCGGUACCGCCAGGCAUACAGGUUGUGGUUCUACAUGCCCCUCGAGCAUUCGGAGAGCAUGCAGAUGCAAGACAUGUUGUUUUCAGAGCACAAGCGCAUGUUCAGCGACAUUCUCUGCGUCCUCAAGCUGAAGACAGAACUCGAAGAAGACAUGCAGGUAGUCCCCUCGAUCAAAGAAGUGCUCGAACGUCGGCGGCCCGCUCUUGAGCCCUGGAUUGGAACGCUUUCCAGGAUCGUAUCCGAACACAGAAAUGUUCCUGGAGCGCUUCGGGCGGUACCCGCAUCGGAACCAAGCUUUGAAGCGGACUUCUACAGCCUCGGAGGUGGCUCAUUGGAAGAGUCACGGGUAGUGGCCGUUGGCUAG
This is a messenger RNA of Verticillium dahliae VdLs.17, 549 nucleotides long. RefSeq lists its product as uncharacterized. The record is from RefSeq and is a predicted model, not a curated record. NCBI's taxonomy places the organism in Eukaryota, Fungi, Ascomycota, Sordariomycetes, Glomerellales, Plectosphaerellaceae. Gene Ontology annotation, molecular function: protein binding. The transcript has a single exon. The coding region runs from base 1 to 549 and encodes 182 amino acids.